This is a messenger RNA of Beauveria bassiana ARSEF 2860, 1479 nucleotides long. RefSeq names its product UPF0052 domain-containing protein. The transcript has 2 exons. Lineage: Eukaryota; Fungi; Ascomycota; Sordariomycetes; Hypocreales; Cordycipitaceae. Bases 1 to 1479 code for a protein of 492 amino acids. The record is from RefSeq and is a predicted model, not a curated record. Gene Ontology annotation, molecular function: LPPG:FO 2-phospho-L-lactate transferase activity.
AUGGCGCCCGACGCGCUCCAGCUACCGAAUCAUCAGGGGGAGCAAGCCAAAGGGUCAGCACUUGAAGCGCUUCCACGGCGCGCCGCGAGUCCGGGCUCGACGCGAACCGGCAUCGUCGUCUUCUCGGGAGGCAGUGCCGCAAAUAACCUCGUCGACGUCUUUGAAAGCGUCCGUGCAGCAAACAGCACCUCACUGAGCUACGUCAUCCCAAUCUCUGACAAUGGCGGCAGCACCAGUGAGAUUAUCCGUGUUUUCGGCGGCCCAGGCAUCGGCGAUGUCAGAUCGCGCCUGGUCAGGCUGAUUCCCGACGACGGGAGCCCCGAGACCACCGCCAUCAAGCACCUCUUCAACCAUCGCCUCCCCAAGAUCGCUGCCGCCGCUCGCAGCGAGUGGUUCGACAUUAUCGAAGCGUCGCAUCCUUUGUGGCGCGAUAUUUCGUCGCCCAAGCGCGAGCUCAUCCGCUCCCACCUCAACAGCUUCAACCUGGAGGUAGUCAAGCGCAUGCGCCCCAGCAGCCGCUUCGACUUUUCGCGCGCCAGCAUCGGGAACCUGUUCUUGACGGGCGCGCGCCUCUUUACCGGCAGCUUCGAGGCCGCCAUCUAUCUGUUGAGCUCGCUCUGCGCCGUGCCGGAGCGCGUCGCGGUGCUGCCGGCGCUCAACACCAACUUUGCGCAUCACAUUGCCGCCGGGCUCGUCAACGGGGACGUGAUUACGGGGCAGAAUGACAUUUCGCAUCCGAGCCUACCGACGGCGGCGGUUCCGGGGGUAGGAACAGGGGUGCAUACCCCGGCGCCGUCGGAUUACGACACCGAGGACCAUGACAAGAUUGAAGACGCCAAUUUGCCAGGUUCCUUGCCAGCGCUGAGACGACCUGCGAUUAACUUUUCCAAAGAAUUGGACGAGGACCUGCCUUCGAGGAUAGAGCGCAUAUGGUACAUUAAUCCGUACGGCCAGGAGAUUCGCAUCCCAGCAAAUCCGCGUGUGCUGGAGGCAAUCAACACUUCAAAUACAGUCAUAUACAGCAUCGGCUCGCUUUUUACAUCUUUGAUCCCCAACAUUGUGUUAAAAGGCGUUGGCGAAGCCAUCGCGAGUCCUCUUGUCCGAAACAAGAUUCUUAUACUCAACGGCACGCUGGAUAGAGAGACGGGUCCAUCAUCAGAGCCCUUCAGCGGGCUAGACUUUGUCCGCGCAAUUGCGAAUGCGUGCGCAGAUUCCCGGGGUCUGCCACCACCAGAGGAAGAACAGUACUUUCAUUAUGUCAGUCAUGUCAUUUACCUGGAAAGCUCUACAUCACCAGCCGUGGACAAGCAGCGACUUGCAGAGAUUGGCAUCGAGUCUACGAGGCUGUAUGGGCCAAAAGACGCCGCUGGGCUUGGCGGAAGAUAUGACGCAAAGGCAUUGGCUCAGGCCCUAGAGACCAUUGUCGGUCGAAAAAAUGUUCGACUGGAUAGAAGUAGGAGAAAUACACUCGUCGGGUAG